AUGGGACCUGGAAGUGGUCCCUGUCCGCGAGGGCUGCCCUUCCGGUUCCGUUGGGUCCCCCUUUGGCUCGGGCUCCCCGCCCCUCCCCCAUCCCGGAGCCCCGAGGGGCCGGAGCUCCUGGCGGUGCCGGAUACUGACCGUGGCCUUCCUCCCCCUGGGUCUGUAAGUGCGGCGGCGGCGGCCAGAGGACCGGGCAGGGGUACGGGGUCUGUCAGGAUGGAGCCCCUCGGGGCCCUCGAUCGGCGAGGACCUGAUGGGGGCCGAGGGGCUGGCCUAGGCCCGGGGGGACUUCAGGAGCCCUUGGCCCGGCCCCCGCUGCGCCCCGCCCCUUUCCCUUUCCUCCUCCGGAGCGGGGAGUUGAAGGAUGCUCCCAGGACCUCCUGCUGCGACCCCGGCCGAGGUCCUGGCUGUGGGCUUGGACGCCUGCCGCUGGCAUCUUGUUGUAGGAAGUGCCAGAGCUGA
This is a messenger RNA of Pipistrellus nathusii (Nathusius's pipistrelle), 462 nucleotides long. The record is from the annotation of a GenBank genome assembly. NCBI's taxonomy places the organism in Eukaryota, Metazoa, Chordata, Mammalia, Chiroptera, Vespertilionidae.